UAUACACAUCGCAAAUAUGUCUGCCGAAGAAGUCAUCAUGGACACCCAGGAAGUCGAAGUUGCCGCUGAAGUCAGCAAGGGACAGAUGUCCGUUGAGGAAGCCCUCCAGGAUGUCCUCCGUCGUGCUCUCGUUCACGAUGGUCUUGUCCGUGGUUUGAAGGAGUCCGUCAAGGCCCUUGACAGACGUCAGGCCCAUUUGGCUGUUCUCUGCGAGUCCUGCACUGAGGCCGAGUACCUCAAGCUUGUCGAGGCUCUCUGUGCUGAGCACAACAUCAACCUCAUCAAGGUUUCUGAUGCCAAGAAGCUCGGUGAAUGGGCUGGUCUCUGCAAGAUCGAUCGUGAGGGUAACGCCCGCAAGGUUGUUGGCUGCUCCUGCGUUGUCGUCACUGACUUUGGAGAGGAAUCCGAGGCCAUGAACGUCCUCUUGGAUUACUUCAAGACCCGUUAAAAUGUCUAUUUAAUCUUAACGAACAAACCAAAAAAAAAUCGAAUAAAAUAUAAAGAUGUGUUGCUUUUAUAUUAAUC
Molecule: messenger RNA, 525 nt
Organism: Phycomyces blakesleeanus NRRL 1555(-)
Lineage: Eukaryota; Fungi; Mucoromycota; Mucoromycetes; Mucorales; Phycomycetaceae
Exons: 4
Coding region: 17-448 (143 amino acids)
Biological process (GO): translation
Cellular component (GO): cytosolic small ribosomal subunit; ribosome
Molecular function (GO): structural constituent of ribosome
Source: RefSeq, a predicted model, not a curated record